Messenger RNA from Helobdella robusta, 441 nucleotides. RefSeq lists its product as hypothetical. The record is from RefSeq and is a predicted model, not a curated record. The coding region runs from base 1 to 441 and encodes 146 amino acids. The transcript is spliced from 2 exons. NCBI's taxonomy places the organism in Eukaryota, Metazoa, Annelida, Clitellata, Rhynchobdellida, Glossiphoniidae.
AUGGAAAAAUCGGAUAAAAACGAUCGCAAAGUGGCUUGGCUACAAGUUUCUAAAUUCCACAAAGUAUCAACGAGAAUGUUCAAAAGAAGUUAUAAUACUGAAAUGAAAAUUCAAAAAUCCCCAGCAGGCCUUAAGUGGUCAAGGGGUGCCAAGAAUCCCUGGGAAAUAUGCAAUAGCGGAGGGAUGUUGCAGAAAAAAUCAGAAUGGCCCCUCAUGGUACUUAGACUUGAAACGCUCAAUGUUGGAUCACUGACUGGCCGCCGCAUGGAAUUCGCAGAAAUUCUCGAGCGUAGAAGGAUUGACAUCUGCUGCUCUCAGGAGAGCCAAUGGAAUCAAAUGGUGUCUGUCAUGUCAACUCAGACGAAGAAAAAUAUAAACUACUUUGGAAUGGUCAAAAGACGGCGAAAAUUGGUGUUGGAAUUUUUGUCAGAGAACCGCUAG